Molecule: messenger RNA, 1465 nt
Organism: Dromiciops gliroides (monito del monte)
Lineage: Eukaryota; Metazoa; Chordata; Mammalia; Microbiotheria; Microbiotheriidae
Product: L-threonine 3-dehydrogenase, mitochondrial-like
Exons: 9
Coding region: 173-1291 (372 amino acids)
Biological process (GO): L-threonine catabolic process
Molecular function (GO): L-threonine 3-dehydrogenase activity
Source: RefSeq, a predicted model, not a curated record
UCUACUCUAGCCCAGUUGAGGAGCGAGCGGACGGUCCCCGGGUCCGAAUUCAAAAGCUCCAACUCUUGGCGUGGAGAAGAACCUGCCCAGAAGGUGAGCCGAGCGCAUCUGGCAGGGAGGCGGCAGCGGUGUCGAAAGGGAGCGGCUGAGAAGGGAUACUCAAAGGAGAAAAAUGCCAGUUUGGUUGCUGCAUCGAGUUGUCAGCCAGGUGCUACAAAGAUCUGCUUGUCGGUGUCCAGCUUCCAUAGUGCCUCUUCGGUUUCUGGGUAUUUCACCUCGCCAGGUUCCAUCUGAUGCCAACUUUUAUUCUGUAUCUUUUUCUGAUACAGAGCAUCCACGAGUACUGAUUACAGGGGGUCUUGGACAACUUGGUGUGGGACUCGCUAAACUUUUGAGAAAACAAUUUGGAAAGGACAAUGUGAUCUUGUCUGACAUUAGGAAACCUCCCAAUCAUGUUUUCUAUAGUGGACCAUUUAUUUAUUCUGAUAUCUUGGAUUAUAAGAACCUUCGGGAAAUAGUGGUGAACAAUAGAAUUUCAUGGCUCAUUCACUAUAGUGCCCUGCUAAGUGCUGUUGGAGAAGCCAAUGUACCAUUGGCAAGAGCUGUAAAUAUUACUGGUUUGCAUAAUGUUCUGGACAUUGCAGCAGAGCACAAUCUGCGACUAUUUGUGCCUAGUACCAUUGGUGCUUUUGGGCCUUCUUCCCCUCGGAACCCAACCCCUGAUCUCUGUAUUCAGAGACCCAGAACCAUCUAUGGAGUGUCCAAGGUUCAUGCAGAGCUCAUAGGAGAAUACUAUCAUUACCGGUAUGGCUUAGACUUCCGGUGCUUGAGGUAUCCUGGAAUCAUUUCUGCGGACUCCCAGCCUGGUGGAGGAACAACUGAUUAUGCAGUUCAGAUUUUCCAUGAUGCUAUAAAAAGUGGCAAGUUUCAAUGUAACCUGAAACCAGAUACUCGGCUUCCCAUGAUGUACAUUGAUGAUUGCCUCAGAGCUACAUUGGAAAUCAUGGAAGCUUCUGCAGAUUCUCUCUCCAUGAGGACUUACAACAUCAAUGCCAUGAGUUUUACUCCUGAGGAGCUGGCACAGGAAGUUGUCAAGCAUGUACCCGAGCUCCAGGUCACAUACAAGGUAGAUGCAGUUUGCCAGGCCAUUGCUGAUAGUUGGCCAAUGAAUUUUGAUGACAGCAAUGCUCGAAAGGAUUGGGGUUGGAAACAUGACUACGACCUUCCUGAACUGGUGACAGCUAUGUUCAAUUUCCAUACGUCUGAGUCAAGAGUUGCUCGUGCCAGUUAACCAAAAGUAAUGGUUCCAGAAUCCUCAGAGAAUGUGAAAUAAAAAUUCUGAAAUUAGUUUACCAUGUUAUAAACCUUGUAGCUUAUGAAUUAUUUGAACUGAAGGACCGUAAUUUAACAAUUGCUCACGUACUUGGUAGGAGAUUUCUCAAACUAACCUCACGAUACUUUUAAA